Molecule: messenger RNA, 939 nt
Organism: Babesia microti strain RI
Lineage: Eukaryota; Apicomplexa; Aconoidasida; Piroplasmida; Babesiidae
Exons: 3
Coding region: 1-939 (312 amino acids)
Source: RefSeq, a predicted model, not a curated record
AUGCUUAUCUACGUGUAUGUUGUUUUACACAUAUGUGCACAACUGUUAUUUUUCUUUCCGAAGCACACAAUAUCCAUUGGGUACAAUGGUUUCCACGAGAGUAAAAUUACUACUAAUAUAAAUAGAGCUUCACAUUUGUUAAAAGACCCGGAAUAUCCAGAUUUUACAUAUUCACCUGAUACACAUAACAUUUAUCGCAAUUUUUGGUACCCUAGUGGAAUUUUUUUACAUAAACCUGGUGAAGAAGGCAAAGAUGACUAUGUUGGUGCUUAUGACUCUGAUGAUUUCAAUGGUACAACGCAUAAAAACCACAACAGCGAUGCGAUAGAUAAGGGUGAUAAUAUCGGCGUCGAUGACAAUGCUGUUAAUAAUAAAUUUAAGCCAAAUACUGACGAUAUUAUUGAUAACAAAGAAUUGAGUGAUGUGCAUACACAGACCAUUAAUCCAGCUAAAGGAAUCACAAUUAAUAAUAGUAUCGAGGGAAAACGAAAGUAUGACGAUAGUUUUAACGACGUAAAACAAGCAAUCUAUUCCCUGUACGGAAGAGCUAAGGACAAGGGGAUUGAAAUAGACAAUAUUCCCGAGUUAAACACCAAGGAAGACAUAUUUAAGGCGCUGGACAAGUUAAGCAUGUUACUUGAAAGCUACACAUAUAACUUGAAGUCAUUGGAUACAGGUAUUAAUCAGCAAUUUGAUAACAAAUCGGAGUAUGCAGAUAGUACACUAGUGGAUACGUCAGGUCAAUUUUUGCAGUUAUCAAGAUCACAAUCUCCUGCGUCCAAAACAAUAUCGAAUCAACCACCACCUCACUCAAUUGAUAAACUAAGAUCAUUUUUGGACGAAUUUAUGGAAACAUUAAAUGAAGUAGUUAGCAAAAAUACAGGAAUUGUUGAUUUGCUGGGCCAAACACAUAAAUUUCCCAUUGGAAAUACCACUUAG